AUGGAUGAUCUUCAGUCGUUGGAGUUAUUCUCGCUUGUGUCGCGAGUGACAUCCGAACUCCAGAACCAUCUUGGUAUCAACGACAAGACAUUGGCAGAGUUUGUGAUUGACCAGCACACGCAAAGUGAUUCCUUCGCGACCUUUAAAAAUGUUCUCGAGGAAAUGGGUGCGGACUUUCCGCCCAGUUUAAUCGAAAGUAUCGAUCGCCUUGUUUUAACGAUGCACCCGAAAUAUAAAGCCAAGAAGGAGGCCGAUCAUGCAGAUACCCAAGAAGAUGAUGAUAUGGAUGCGCUAGGCGCAAUCGAAAGGAAAGCUCGCAUAUUCAAAGGACUUGCUGUUCCGGAUAAAGAGCAGACAUGGGAAGACGAUAGACCGCUGAGUCCGAACAAAGUCGACGAGCAUGAUGCGCCUGCCAGUGCGAUGGACGAUACUUUUGCGAUGCUAGAAGGCCUUGCAGGCAAGGCACGGGAAGACGGCAAUGAAAGGAGUAGUCGAAAACGCAGCCGGAGUCCAGAUUAUGGAGAAUACGAAGCAGGUUCCAACAGACGACGCAAAGACAAAUACCGGUCGCGCUCUCGAUCGCACGGCCGUGAACAUCAUGGGCGACACAAAACCCGUGGAGAUGAUGGCGAGCGGUACAAUAAACAUUCCGAUAGAAACGGUAGCCAUCGCAAUGGCUACGACCGCCGUUCCAGACGCGAUGAUGACGACGACCAUUUUCGGCGGCCACCAACUCCCGAGCUUGAUGACCAGCCUGUUCUCUAUAAAACAUACGAUGGUCGAGUUACAGGUGUCAAGGAUUUUGGCGCAUUUGUCAACCUACAAGGUGUGCGGGGAAAGGUGGAUGGGCUUGUACAUGUGUCGGCUAUGCAAGAAGGAGCGCGAGUCAAUCAUCCUUCAGACCUUGUUUCACGAGGGCAACCCGUGAAAGUCAAGGUCAUCAGCAUACAAGGUUCUCGGAUUGGGUUGUCCAUGAAAGAAGUCGACCAAGUUACCGGUCGUGACCUGAUACCGCAGAAACGACUUGCUUCAGGCGCCAACAUGGAAAUUUUAUCCGGGUCUACCUCAGAAGAUCGCUAUGGUAACCUGAGUUCGGAUGUACCCGUUAUUGAAGGAGAUUUGGAUGGUAAGCAGAGGAGAAAUAGGAAGCGUUUGACUUCACCAGAAAGAUGGGAGAUUAAGCAGCUUAUUGCUUCUGGGGCUGUUUCGGCCGCUGACUAUCCAGACAUCGACGAGGAGUAUCAUGCUACUUUGGCCGGCGAUGGCGAGUUUGAAGAAGAAGUUGAUAUAGAUAUUGAAGUCCGCGACGAAGAACCGCCAUUCCUUGCUGGUCAAACUAAGCAAUCCUUGGAGCUUUCCCCUAUUAGGGUUGUCAAGGCGCCUGAUGGAUCUCUCAAUCGUGCAGCCAUGGCUGGUACGAACCUGGCCAAAGAAAGGCGAGAAUUACGGCAACAGGAAGCACAGGAUCGUGCGGCCGAACAGGCAGCUGACGUUGAUUUAAAUGCACAGUGGCAGGAUCCUAUGGCUAACCCUGAGCAAAGAAAAUUUGCCUCGGAUUUGCGGAGUGCACCAGCUCCUAAGGCUGAUGAUGCGGUGCCUGAAUGGAAGCGAGCUACUCAGAGCAAGGAUGUUUCUUACGGUAAACGUACGAAUAUGACUAUCAAACAGCAAAGAGAGAGCUUGCCAGUCUACAAAUUCCGAAAACAAUUGCUCGACGCUGUGCGAGACAAUCAGCUUAUGAUUGUUGUAGGCGACACUGGUUCUGGAAAAACAACACAAGUAACACAGUUUUUGGCCGAGGCUGGAUAUGCAAAUAAUGGCAUGAUUGGCUGCACUCAACCACGUCGUGUGGCUGCCAUGUCAGUUGCAAAACGUGUGGCAGAAGAAGUUGGUUGUCGGCUUGGUGCUGAAGUUGGCUAUACAAUUCGCUUCGAGGACUGCACUAGCCCAGAGACGAAAAUAAAGUACAUGACAGACGGAAUGUUGCAAAGAGAGAUUCUGCUCGAUCCAAAUCUCAAGAGAUACUCUGUCAUUAUGUUAGACGAGGCCCAUGAGCGUACUAUCGCGACUGAUGUCUUGUUCGGCUUAUUGAAGAAAACGCUCAAGCGACGCCCAGAUUUGAAGCUGAUCGUCACGUCAGCGACUCUGGAUGCCGAAAAAUUCUCAGAAUAUUUCAAUGGCUGCCCAAUUUUCUCAAUUCCUGGUCGAACUUACCCAGUAGAAAUCAUGUACUCCAAAGAGCCGGAAUCUGAUUAUCUCGAUGCUGCAUUGGUAACUGUCAUGCAAAUCCAUCUGACUGAACCGAAUGGCGACAUCCUCCUCUUUUUAACGGGCCAGGAAGAGAUCGAUACAAGCUGUGAAAUUAUUUAUGAACGGAUGAAGGCUCUAGGCCCCAGUGUUCCUGAGCUUGUUAUUCUUCCCGUGUAUUCUGCGUUGCCAAGUGAAAUGCAGAGUAAAAUCUUCGAGCCAGCGCCACCUGGUGGACGGAAGGUUGUUAUUGCAACGAAUAUUGCAGAAACCUCUAUUACAAUCGACAAUAUCUAUUACGUUAUCGAUCCCGGCUUUGUGAAGCAGAAUGCAUAUGAUCCGAAGCUUGGUAUGGACUCGCUCGUCGUUACGCCAAUCUCACAAGCACAAGCCAAACAACGAGCCGGCCGUGCAGGCCGCACUGGUCCUGGCAAAUGCUUCCGUCUAUACACAGAAGCAGCUUAUCAAUCCGAAAUGCUCCCAACAUCUAUUCCUGAUAUUCAGCGCCAGAAUCUGUCUCACACUAUCCUGAUGCUCAAGGCCAUGGGAAUCAACGAUCUUUUGCACUUCGAUUUCAUGGACCCACCGCCUACCAAUACUAUGCUUACUGCCCUGGAAGAGCUGUACGCGUUGUCUGCCCUAGAUGAUGAAGGUUUGUUGACUCGCUUGGGUCGUAAAAUGGCCGACUUUCCUAUGGAACCUGCUCUGGCUAAAGUUCUUAUCGCGUCGGUUGACAUGGGAUGUUCCGACGAAGUGCUUACUAUUGUCGCUAUGCUAUCUGUCUCCGCCCAGUCUAUCUUCUACCGCCCCAAAGAAAAGCAGCAGGUGGCAGACCAAAAGAAAGCAAAAUUUCAUGAUCCUCACGGUGACCAUCUCACAUUCUUAAAUGUCUACAACUCCUGGAAGCAUUCCAAUUUCAACAAUGCCUGGUGUUUUGAGAACUUUAUCCAAGCUCGACAGAUGCGUCGCGCUCAAGAUGUCCGAAAACAGCUUGUAAACAUUAUGGAUCGAUAUCACCACCAAGUAAUCUCCUGUGGACGAAACACGACUAAAGUUCGGCAGGCAUUGUGUACUGGCUUCUUCCGCAAUGCUGCCCGCAAGGAUCCUCAAGAAGGUUAUAAAACCCUCAUUGAAGGCACCCCGGUAUACCUGCAUCCAAACUCCGCCUUAUUCGGCAAGCCUGCCGAGCAUGUAAUCUUCCACACACUGGUUCUGACAACGAAGGAAUACAUGCAUUGUACAACGGCAAUUGAACCGAAGUGGCUUGUUGAAGCAGCUCCAACCUUUUUCAAGGUCGCCCCGACUGAUCGACUUUCCAAGAGAAAGAAAGCCGAACGCAUCCAGCCCCUGCACAACCGCUUUGCAGGUGAAGAUGAUUGGCGUCUCUCUGCGCAGAGACGGCAAGGCCGUGGUGGAGGUGGAGGCACAUGGGGAUAG
This is a messenger RNA of Talaromyces proteolyticus, 3684 nucleotides long. RefSeq names its product ATP-dependent RNA helicase DHX8. Gene Ontology annotation, biological process: spliceosomal complex disassembly. Gene Ontology annotation, cellular component: catalytic step 2 spliceosome; intracellular anatomical structure. NCBI's taxonomy places the organism in Eukaryota, Fungi, Ascomycota, Eurotiomycetes, Eurotiales, Trichocomaceae. The coding region runs from base 1 to 3684 and encodes 1227 amino acids. The record is from RefSeq and is a predicted model, not a curated record. Gene Ontology annotation, molecular function: ATP binding; RNA binding. The transcript is spliced from 2 exons.